ACAAAUAAAAGAGUACAGUCGUGAAGUUACACCAAAUAAAACGUCGAUUUCCUAAAAUAGUGAGUGUUGUGCACGUGUAAAAGUGUGAUAAUCACGAUUGAGCAAUUCAAAUAAACGAAGCGGCGCGGAAACGCGUACCGUUUUAUGUAAUUUCGCCGUCCUUGUAAUGACAUGGCAAAAAUUUUCGGACCUUGCCCCUUACUGUAAAGGUAUCGUGAGAGGUGAGCAGUGCUUUCGGGCUUCCUGAACAAAAUAACUGCAAAAACGCGAUCUGUGCGUUACAGCGAUGCCAGUGAGUUAUUGAAUUCGAUCGUGUAAUCAGCUAUUAACAAAUUGCAAUUGGAACGUUCAUUUGGUGGUGACAACUUUGGAAAUUGGUCGAAAUGGCUGCAGUUACAAACGGAAUUAAAGGUGAGAACAAAGAUGUUUACGAAGUAUAUGAGGAAAUUACUAUUCCUGUACCUUGGGGACACAUAAGUGGAAAAUGGUGGGGUCCCAAAAACACGCAACCAAUAAUCGCAAUACACGGUUGGCAAGACAAUUCAGGCACCUUCGAUAGUCUCGCCCCUUUACUGAAAGAAAAAGGUCUGUCUUUACUGUGCAUAGACCUCCCAGGACAUGGUUUGUCCUCUCACUUACCUGACGGUCAGUUUUACUACAUAUUCUGGGAUGGAGUUCAUUUUCUGAGACGCGUGGUCAAAUAUUACAAGUGGACGGAGCCUAUAACCGUCAUAGGACAUUCCUUGGGUGGUGCCAUCGCAUUCCUGUAUGCUGCGGCAUAUCCCGAUCAAAUCAAGAAGUACGUCAGUAUUGAUAUCGCCAGUCCGAGUGUCAGGACACCAGAAAAAAUGGUGUCUGCAAUCGGUGCAGCUGUCGAUAAAUUUCUGUAUUACGAAACCCUACCGGAGGAGAAACAUCCUUGUUACACGAAAGAGGAGAUGCUGGACAUCUUGGUAGAUGCGCACAAUGGAUCCGUGACUAGACAGGGUUGCGAAUAUUUAUUGAAAAGGGCCGUUAAGCCUGCAAAACAUAAAGAAGGUUAUUAUGUUUUCACCAGAGAUACGAGAUUGAAGGUUUCCAGUCUCGGAUUUCUUUGCAUGGAGCAAGUUUUGCAUUUGGCGCGACAAAUAAAAUGCGAAGUUUUGAAUAUUCGGGGAAACCCCGGCAUGAAAUUUGACAUUCCCGAAAAUUAUAAUAUAGUUUUGGAUGAAAUUGAAAAAUCGGCGAAAAAACUGGAAAGACACGUUGUCGAUGGUACACAUCAUCUACAUCUAAAUGAUGGUGCUUGUGUUGCCGAUAUAAUACACAAGUUUAUAAUAUCCUAGAAAAUUUAUAGAUACAUAUUAUAUUGAUGUAACAAGUCGGUGACUUCACAGGACUAGGCUGUUUUAAAUUAUUUAUUUUUUAAUUUAUAUUAUUUUAAAUAAAGUAUACAAAAUAUAUAUUAAA
Messenger RNA from Aethina tumida (small hive beetle), 1449 nucleotides. It is a transcript of the gene kraken, whose product is annotated as probable serine hydrolase. The record is from RefSeq and is a predicted model, not a curated record. The transcript has 3 exons. NCBI's taxonomy places the organism in Eukaryota, Metazoa, Arthropoda, Insecta, Coleoptera, Nitidulidae. Bases 384 to 1325 code for a protein of 313 amino acids.